AUGUUUAUCACGGAUGAAGCUACUGAAAUCUCCCUUCAUAAUGAUUUGUUUGCUUUUAAGUUCUAAUACGAUUUAAAAACUAGUUUAGACUAAUAUUAAUAGCAAAUGAACAAAACUUAUAUCGUUCCCAUUGCUUUCUUUGUCUAUAAAUCUCCUGACAUUAAAUUACAAAAAAUACUCAACAUAAUUGAGUGUACAGAUCCUUAACUUUAAGGCUAUAGCUGUGUAGAUUUUUCAAGCAUAAACAAUUUCACCUUGAUUGAAAGUGUUAGAAAUAAUAUCCGAUCUUAGUUAUAGCUUGUUUAUUACCCUUGUCCAAUAACAGAUAGCUUAAAAACUACUGUUCCUAAUAACUGUGCUAAUCAAACUGAGAUAGAAGACUUUGUGAAUGGAGAAACUGUUGGCUUGAAUUUGAAGUUAUAUACAUAUCAGUUCAAUAUUAGUUCUUAACAAAACCAGGUUAAUUAUAUGAGAAAAUUUAUUUACACUGAAUCAGAUUAAUACAUUAUUAAUCGCUUAAAUCCCUAGUAGUAAAUAACAAAAAUAAGUUAAGGACUUAUUAUUCAAUCAGAAAAUUAAUACUCCGGCCCAAUCAAUUACAACUCUUAUAAUGAUGUUUUUAGUAACCAGUUUGAUUCUCCAUACAUACAAAUAAAUUUUGAAAUGGAUUAAAUAGUUUAAUUUAUUUCUAUUUAAUUUCCUACUAUUCCAGAUAUUUUGGCCUUAGCAAACAGUGGUUUUGCUUUGCUUCUUACUUUAGGCUUCAUUUUUAGAAUGGUUGCUUAAAGAGAUAUAUUUUAAGAUUUUUUGCACGUAUUUUUAUAAAAUAUGUACUAAGACACUUAUGAAGUAAUGCUUAAAGCUAAUAAAGUUUGUGAAGAUAAGUUAUCAGGCAAUAACACAUUAAAUUAGGUGUUAGUAAAAGCAAAUGAAGAAGAAGUUUAAGAAAGAGAGAAUACUUAAGAUGCAAAUCAUUAAAAAGAUGAAAUUAUUGAAAUAAAUGAAUUAAAUAUUGUUAAAGAGAGUAAAGCUACUCAUACUUUUGCUAAUUAAUAAAAAAAUCAAAAUUUAGUGAAUGAUUUAUAAACAAUAGUAAGUUAGGCAAGUAAUUUAGAUUGCUUUAUAAGUAAGUUGAAGAUUAUUAAGGAUCAGUCUCUUUCAGAAAAUUAAAAGAAUAAAAGAAAUAUGGAAACUAUGGAGAAAUAAGUAGGGAAUCAAAUAUUAAAAAGAUUAGACUCCAAGAUAUAAAAGACUAAUUGA
This is a messenger RNA of Tetrahymena thermophila SB210, 1260 nucleotides long. Its product is annotated as transmembrane protein, putative. Lineage: Eukaryota; Ciliophora; Oligohymenophorea; Hymenostomatida; Tetrahymenidae. The record is from RefSeq and is a predicted model, not a curated record. The transcript is spliced from 4 exons.